CCUUAGAGCUGAGACACGGACAGACAAACCUACUCCUGCACAUAUCUGAGGUGACCUGUACCACAGCCGAAAGACAGACACACGGACGUCUUCUGCGACGAUGCUGUUCCUUUUCGCUGUUCUGCUGCCGACUGCUCACGCCGUCACCCCGGACCCCUGCUCGGCCUACAUCAGCCUGAACGAGCCGUGGAGGAACACGGAGCACCACGUCAACCAGUCGGCGGGCGUGCCCGUGUGCGACGGCCACAUGGACGGGGAGUGGUACCGCUUCACGGGAAUGGCGGGGGACGCGAUGCCCACCUUCUGCGUGGGGGAGAACCACUGCGGCACGCACGCGCCCAUCUGGCUCAACGGCAGCCACCCGCAGCCCGCCGACGGGGUGGUGUCCCUGCCCGCCUGCGCCAGCUUCGGCGACAACUGCUGCCAGUGGAACGCCACCGUGGAGGUGAAGGCCUGCCCGCGGGGGUACUACGUGUACCGCCUGCCCCGCCCGACCGUCUGCUUCCACGUCUACUGCGGCCAUUUCUACGACAUCUGUGACGAGGUGGAGUGCAAGGCCCCGCAGUGCCAGGAGCCUGAGUGUCGCUGCGCGGCUGGGACCACCCUGGGGCCCGACGCACAGACCUGCCUGGAUGUGAAUGAGUGUGAGCGGGACGCUGGGGGCUGUGCGGAGGUGUGUGUGAACACUAAGGGCUCUCGGCGCUGUGAGUGCGGCCCGGGCCGGGUGCUGGACGCGGACGGCCGGAGCUGCAUCGACAUUAAGGGCUGCCACACGGAUAAUGGCGGCUGCAGUCACGGCUGCUCCAGGGUGCAGGACUCCUUCCGCUGCCACUGCCCCCGGGGCCUGGAGCUGGGAGAGAACCAGCGCACCUGCCAGGUGCCGGUGCAGUGCAGUCCUAACUCCAUAGAGGUGUCAGUGCCCAAGGAGCUGGUGGGCGGUCUGGAGCUCUCCCUGUCCAACGCCUCCUGCCGCGGCGUCUCCAACGGCACCCACGUCACCCUGAACUUCAGCCUGAAGACCUGCGGCACCGUGGUGGAGGUUGUCAACGAUAAGAUCGUGGCGACCAACCUGGUGACCGGCCUGCCCAAAUCCAGCCCCGGGAGCAACGGCGACAUCAUCGUGCGCACGAGCAAGCUGCUGCUGCCGGUGACGUGCGAGUUCCCGCGGCAGUACGAGGUGUCGGACGGCUACCUGCCCAGCCUCCGCAGCGCCGCCCUGCAGCUGGCCGGGCACAGCCAGGGCCUGUUCCCCUUCAGCCUGGAGCUGUUCAAGAGCGCCGAGUUCUCCGAGCCCUACCGCUCCCCGCCCCAGCUCCGGCUGCAGGACUCGCUCUUCUUCGGCGUGGAGCCCCUGGAGCGCGUGGACGGGCUCGCCGCCCUGGUGGAGAGCUGCUUCGCCACGCCCAGCCCCAAGGCCGACGAGGCCCUCAAGUACUACCUCAUUAAGGACGGGUGUAUUUCAGAUGAGACAGUGAGGCAGUAUUCUGCUAAAGACCAGCUGUCCAAACAUUACCAGGUGCCUGUCUUCAAGUUUGUGGGAAAAGACAACCGGGAGGUGUUCCUGCACUGCCGGGUGCUGGUGUGUGGGCAGGGGGAGGAGGACUCUCGCUGCUCUCAGGGUUGUCUCAGACGUCUGCGUCGGGAGGUAGGGGCUGCUGCUCACCACGACCAGCAGCUGCUGACUGCCACGGCUCACCACGAUCAGCAGCUGCUGACUGGGGGCCCCAUCCACAUCCUGCCAGAACCCUGACACCCACAGAACCCUAAGACCCGCAGAACCCUGAGACCCGCAGAACCCUGAGACCAGCAGAACCCUGAGACCAGCAGAACCCUGAGACCAGCAGAACCCUGACAUCCACAGCACCCUGCGACCCACUGCACCCUGAGACCAGCAGAACCCUGAGACCAGCAGAACCCUGAGACCAGCAGAACCCUGAGACCAGCAGAACCCUGAGACCAGCAGAACCCUGAGACCAGCAGAACCA
Messenger RNA from Conger conger (European conger), 1985 nucleotides. It is a transcript of the gene oit3, whose product is annotated as oncoprotein induced transcript 3. The transcript is spliced from 9 exons. NCBI's taxonomy places the organism in Eukaryota, Metazoa, Chordata, Actinopteri, Anguilliformes, Congridae. The coding region runs from base 101 to 1750 and encodes 549 amino acids. The record is from RefSeq and is a predicted model, not a curated record. Gene Ontology annotation, molecular function: calcium ion binding.